AUGAGAGCAGCAGCUGGACUCGGCUCGCCUCGGCCGGUGUGAACAUCCGGCUGGACUCCUGCAGCCCUCCGCACCUUUCAGAGUCCACAUCCAGGCUUUGAGUCCACAGAGCUGCUGUCCAUCCCUGCACACACACACACACACACACACACACACUCUCACACACUCAGUCAUGAUGGAGUCUAUCUUAGACAGCCUAACGGCGGAGAAGCUGUACCCGUCUGCAGGGAGCAACCUGUUGGACCUGGAGGAGCUGAGCGACGGAGAUUUCCUCACGAAUGUGCCUUUCUCAGGUGACCAGAUGGACGACUUCAGCAGUGAAUUAUUCAACAGUUUCUUCGACGACCACCUAUUAGAGCGACCCCUGCUCGCGGAAAGGCCGUCCCUGUUACACAUCGAUAUGGACAGCAGCCCAGAUAUUCAAGCGGAGCACAGCUACUCUCUGAGCGAAGACUCCGCCCCCCAGAGCCCGGCGCUGUCGAUCAAAAUGGACCAGGAGUCAGAGUUUGAGUGGAGCUUCAGUCAGGACCUGUCGGCCAUCUUGGUGAAACAGGAGGAGCCGGACCUGGGUCAGAGGUUAGACCCUCAGCCUCCGGAGGGCCCGCCGCUCAUACUGAGCCCUCCCCCGCCACACAGAGGGUCGCCAUGGCGACGCACAGAGCGCUGUUCGGAUGACGUGAAGCCCGUCGCCAUCAAAGACGAACCCAAAGAGAUCGGACAGUACCUCAGCUUGCCCAGCGACGAUGCCCUCCAGCUGCCGCCCACCCCUCCCAGCAGUAACCACGGCGACAGCGACGGCUCCCUGCCUCCGUCCUCGCCGCUGCUCCCGCUGCCGCCGUCCUCCCCCCAGCCUCAGCAGAGGCCGGCGGGCCGCGCCUCCUCCUCGCCCUCCUCCUCCUCGGCCAUCUCCUCCUCGCCCCUCCUCACGGCGCCACAUAAGCUGCAGGGCUCGGGACCCCUCAUGCUGACGGAGGAGGAGAAGAGGACCCUGGUUGCGGAGGGCUACCCGGUCCCCAACAAGCUGCCCCUCACCAAGAGCGAGGAGAAGGCGCUGAAGAGGGUGCGGCGGAAGAUCAAAAACAAGAUCUCGGCUCAGGAGAGUCGAAGGAAGAAGAAAGAGUAUGUGGAAUGUCUGGAGAAGAAGGUGGAGAGCUACACCUCCGAAAACAGCGACCUGUGGAGGAAAGUAGACAACCUGGAGACUGCAAACAGGUCCCUCCUGCAGCAGCUGCAGAAGCUCCAGUCGCUGAUUUCAGGGAAGGUCGUCCCCCGUGCCUGUAAAAUGGCCUCGACCCAGACGGGAACCUGCCUCAUGAUGGUGGCCUUGUGUUUUGUCCUGGUGUUGGGCUCCUUCUCUCCCUGCAUCUCCCCGUUCUCCUUACUCACUCACUCCUCCUCCUCCUCCUCGUCCUCCUCCUCCCCCCCUCCCUCUCUUUCUGCUCCGUCGGCGGAUCUCUACACCACCAGUCAGGUCCGCUCCCGCAGCCUGCUGUUCUACGACGAAGGCUCUCCGCUGGAGCAGAGUUCGGAGGGCGAGCGGCGGCAGUCCGAGGCUCACUCCCACAUCCAGAGCGGCCGCUACACGGCCGACGGCCACAGGAACCGCUCCGGCGGGGAACAGUUCCACCGGAGAGAAACGAAACCGGACGGAGUCUCGGAGCUUUUCUGACACGGCCCGACCCCUCGCCACAGAGUCUUCUCACCUCUGACCUCCCGAACGACCCCGGCAGGGCUGAAAUCAGGCCGCCAGCGUCGCCCAGCAAGCCUCACCUGCCCUCAUCUUCACCUUCACACAGACCCUGCUAUACUUGAAUACUCUUAUUUUAAAGGGGGUUCUGCCUUUAUGCACUAAAGAUCUGGUUCAUGUUAGAAUACCCAUGUAGGUUGUUGAGAUUGUUUUGUACAAAACUUGAAGAACGUUCAGUUUAUGGGUUCUGUUUCAGAGUCUUCAGUUUCUCUCCAAACACUCAGACGUGUGCUUCAGAAGUGUUGCAUAACGAUCCAUUAGUUUUGGCUGCAGCAUCACACAAGCCGGUGUAAUUUCCACUUUACAAUCUGUCACGAGGGAAUUAUUUUAUGCCUCUACUUUUAAUUCUGUUUCCUAAAUUAUCACUAGAGCUGCAACGUUAAAAAGAGGCAUUACAAUAGACACAAUUAAAUGAGACCGAUUUCAUCCAAAGUCAAAUAAUAACUAAGAGAAAAUGAUUGACGACGAUCAUGCGUUACGUAACGUGAUUUCUGCAAGUUAACAAUCGACCUCCACUGUGAAACUGUAGUUUCUCCUGAAGUUUUCAAUGCCUGCGUUCCUCCAGGGAUGCUACAAACUCCUGGGAAACGUUCAAAAAUCCUGUCUUCAAUGUGCCGUUUGGAUGUUUUCUUGCACCUCGUAGCUGGCCUUCACUGCAGCGCCGCGUUACGCCUGCUGCUUAUCCUACAAACGCUAAUCCGCACCACAGAAAUCCUAAUUUCUUUAAUGCAUUGAAACCCUGCCUUAAAGAUUUAGUCCCGAACUCUCACUGCAAACCCAAAGAGAAAAACAUUUUUUUUGUCAUUUCUGCACGUUUCGGUCCAGAAAAUGAAGAAAGUCGUGCCGCUCUCAAAGUGCCUUCCCACCUGCCGAGCCUCGUUCUGAAUCCCAGCUGGCAGUGCACACUCGCAGGAGGUGACGGCGUCGCUGGUGGGAGCCGAUUUUCAACCGUUCACACCCUGAUCCCAUCUGAUCCAGUCAAAUCCAGGUUUUCUUUCAUUUUUUUUUCCUCUGGGGAAGAACCAUAUUUUCAUACCAAGGGAUUAAAAAGAGGUUGAGAAGAACAUAAAAGUAUUUUUAUGGAGUUAUAAAUUGUAUAUAUAAUAUAUUUGCAGCAUCAAAAAAAGAGCAUAUUUAAUUUAUGCAGCAAAAAAAAAACUGAACUUGUUUUUAAAGUUACUUUAUCUGGGUUUUUUUUUACAUAAUGUUAAAAAAGAACACAAAAAUACAAUGUAUAAUAUAUUCAGAGCAUCAAAAAAGAGCAUAUUUAUUUUAUGCAAACAAAAAAAAAAAGGACCAUUUGUGUGUUUUUUUGGCAUUGAGGAUGAUGUGAGGCUUUACAUGCUGUAAAGCUUUGUCAUGAUCUGUUUGUCUUUUAACUGUAAUACAGUGUUCAUGUUUCACUGCUGUCGCAUGAGAAAUACCCCAAGGGGCUUUUUUUUUAGGUGGGGGGGGGGUCUGUGAUUUAAAAACUGAAUUAGUUUGUCCAAUUUAGCCACAAAAAAAGCUGAUUUUUGUCCCAAAGUAAAAGGCUUUUUUUCCCUUAAAUUCAGAAUGUACAUUGUAACGCCGAUAUGAAAUGUUGUCAUGCGACAGCGGUGUGUGUUGUAUUUAUUGCCGUUUGUAGAAAGUGUGUAUAUAUUGAUGAAGCCAGUCAGGGUACGAACACAUUCCUGCGAGUAAAACACACCACUAGUUUUGCUUCAGCAUAAUUUGAACUUUUUUUUGUUUUUUUUUCCUAAUGACAGCAAUUUUAGUUUUAUCACCACUAUUCCGACAAUGUGAGGAAAACAAAAACCCAUAAACGUCACAUAAGGCCUUCAAAAUGAAAGUUUUUUUUUUUUUUAUUCACCCAGUUGCAAAACUUUUUUAAACCUUGAAAAAAAAAGACUUUUUGUAACUCAUACCUGGAUAAUUUCAUGUACACAAACACAAGACUGCAGCCCGUUGCACAGUUAUCCUGCCAUUUUUACCCAGAAUUCACCAGUGUACAUAAAGGAAGGAGAAAAAAAAAAAAAAAGAUGUAAUGUGCCGAUCUUGUAAAUAAGGGAUUUGUUUUUCUUUCGUAUUGUGACAUGAUCCGAGACUUUAACCUGUGGAAUACUUCUUG
Messenger RNA from Salarias fasciatus (jewelled blenny), 3857 nucleotides. RefSeq names its product cAMP responsive element binding protein 3-like 1 (gene creb3l1). Gene Ontology annotation, molecular function: cAMP response element binding; DNA-binding transcription factor activity, RNA polymerase II-specific. The transcript is spliced from 13 exons. The record is from RefSeq and is a predicted model, not a curated record. Gene Ontology annotation, biological process: regulation of transcription by RNA polymerase II. Bases 173 to 1669 code for a protein of 498 amino acids. NCBI's taxonomy places the organism in Eukaryota, Metazoa, Chordata, Actinopteri, Blenniiformes, Blenniidae.